Messenger RNA from Striga hermonthica, 1017 nucleotides. NCBI's taxonomy places the organism in Eukaryota, Viridiplantae, Streptophyta, Magnoliopsida, Lamiales, Orobanchaceae. The record is from the annotation of a GenBank genome assembly.
AUGGCGUCCAACUCACUACCACACUCUCUCUCCCCUGCUUCCCUCUCCACUCUGAAAACAUCCCUCUCUGCUUCCAAUACCAAUUCCACAACCCUUGCGUUUGCAUCCCCACGGCUCCAGCUCCAAACCCUAAAUCUAUCUCGAAAUCUCAAACCCUUCCCUUCCCACUUUACCGCUUCAGCCGCCGCCCACGAGCGGCGGUCGCUUAAGUCCCGCCUCAAAAACGGCGAGACCCUCUACGGCAUCUUCCUUCUCAGCUUCUCCCCGACCAUAGCCGAGAUCGCGGGCCUCGCCGGGUACGACUUCGCCGUGGUCGACAUGGAGCACGGCCACGGUGGGAUCCGCGAUGCCCUCCCCUGCCUCCAGGCCCUGGCGGCUGCGGGAGCCGCUGCCGUGAUCCGCCUCCCCGAGUCCUCCGCCGCCUGGGCCAAGAAGGCCCUGGAUCUGGGCCCGCAGGGGAUCAUGUUCCCCAUGAUAGAAAGCCCGAAGUCGGCCCGGAAGGCGGUGUCGUUUUGCCAUUUCCCGCCCAAGGGUGUACGCGGGUCGGCCCACACACUGGUCCGGGCGUCAGGGUACGGGCUGGACGAGGGGUACCUGAGCAGGUACGAGGAGGAGCUGGUGGUGAUGUGCCAGGUAGAGUCAGAGGAGGGGGUGCGCAAGGCAGAGGAGAUCUCGAAAGUGGAGGGCGUGGACUGCGUGCAAAUGGGUCCGUUGGAUCUGAGUGCGAGCAUGGGGUACCUGUGGGACCCAGGACACAAGAAGGUUAGGGAGGCCUUGCGGGGAGCGGAGAAGGCUGUUCUCAAGGGGGGAGCAUACCUUUCGGGGUUUGUGAUGCCACACGAUGGGGCAAGGGAGCUGACGCGGAGGGGGUACCAUAUGGUGGCGGGGGCCGCUGAUGUGGGGCUAUUCAGAAGUGCGGCAGUGGAGGACAUCAGGAUGUUCAGAGCCAGUAUGGAGAAGGAGAAGGAGAAUGAUGAGAUCUUUCCUGCUGAGGAGGAGAAAUACUGGAGUGAGUAA